UUAAAGUCAAACGCACGUCUCUUUUGAAGAACAGGAGAAGAAACAGGCAGAACAAAACCAACACAAUCUAAUCUUAAUCUACUCUACCCAACAAGCCAAGAACUUCAGGUUCCAUGUUGUUGUUGGACACAUAAAACUGUAACUCAGAACCAAUCAACACAACCCAUUUCCUGUUCUUUCUUCUGUUCAUCCCACCCACACAUUUCAAUGGAAAACCCAACACCAUCACCCUCAGAUUCUCUCACUUCUACCCUUUGCAACUCAAUCCAAGCUCUGGGCCGUGGCUUUGAUGUCACAUCUGAUUUCCGCCUUCUAUACUGCAAAGGGGCACCUGGCUCCAGACUCGUCUAUCUUGAUGAGGAACAUGCCACCGAUCUUGUUCUUUCUCGUACUCUCGUUCUUCCAAAUGUCUCUUCUGACAUUUGUUGCUCCCCGGGACAGAGUUCUAUGGAGAAGAUCCCUGUCUGCUCCUUCCAUGAGGUUAGCUGUAGUUUGGACUGUCAUAAAACAUUUUUGGGUGGGAAGAAUCACUUUACAAAUAUGGCAAAAUGUUUCAAUGAGAAGUCAGGCCUGGCAGAAAAAUUUCCUCUUGGAAGCUUCAAUUCAAUGUUCAAUUUUACUGGCUCCUGCAUUGUGGAUGCAACAGCCACAAAAUCUCUUGCCAUGGUUGGGUAUUUCAUUCGGCUGUUUGAAGUUAAACUCACCAAUCCAAAUUUAGUCUUAAAUGAUGAAAUUAAGCGUUCUGUUCCUCAUUCUUGGGAUCCAACAUCCUUGGCGAGUUUUAUUGAGAAUUAUGGUACCCAUAUUGUUACAUCAGCAACAAUAGGUGGCAGGGAUGUCAUAUACGUCAGGCAGCACCAAUCAUCUAGUUUAUCUGCAUCAGACAUUGAGAAUUAUGUAAAGGACAUUGGAGAUGAUAGGUUUCAUGAUGGAAAGAAUAUAUCUGGUCCUGGUCCUUUAAAAUACAAGGAGAAGGAUGUUACUGUCAUUUUUAGGAGGAGAGGUGGGAAUGAUCUUGAGCAAAAUCACUCUAAAUGGGUGGAGACUGUAAAACUGGCACCAGAUAUCAUUAACAUGACAUUUACUCCCAUUGUUUCUCUUCUUGAAGGAGUACCUGGGGUUAACCAUUUGACACGUGCCAUUGAUUUAUAUCUUGAAUACAAACCACCCAUCGAAGAUCUACAGUAUUUCUUGGAUUUCCAAAUAGCUCGAGUUUGGGCGCCUGAGCAGAGUAAUCUACAAAGAAAGGAACCUGUCUGUCCAUCCCUCCAGUUCAGUUUGAUGGGACCAAAACUUUUUGUCAGUUCAGAUCAGGUAACAGUUGGACGCAAGCCUGUGACUGGACUGAGACUUGGUCUAGAAGGCAACAAACAAAAUCGACUAGCAAUUCAUCUGCAACAUUUUGUCUCCCUCCCAAAAAAUCUUCUACCUCACUGGGAUACCCACGUGGCCAUAGGUGCUCCCAAGUGGCAAGGUCCCGAAGAACAAGACAGCCGUUGGUUCGAACCGAUCAAAUGGAAGAACUUCUCCCAUGUAAGUACUGCACCAAUUGAGUAUACUGAAACUAGUAUAGGGGAUCUCUCUGGUGUUCACAUUGUCACUGGAGCUCAGCUUGGUGUGUGGGACUUUGGAGCCAAAAAUGUGUUACACCUCAAACUCCUCUUCUCCAAAGUACCAGGUUGUACAAUAAGACGGUCUGUUUGGGACCAUAACCCCUCCACUCCUUCUGCUGCACAGAGACCCGAUUCUUCAUCAUCGUUGACAAAGAAAGGUUCUGAUGACAAAAAGGAGGAUACUUCAACUCACAUAGGAAAACUGGCAAAAAUUGUGGACACGACAGAAAUGUUUAAAGGGCCUCAAGAUAUUCCUGGCCAUUGGUUAGUCACAGGGGCUAAGCUUGGAGUGGAGAAAGGGAAAAUUGUACUGAGGAUAAAGUACUCUUUACUUAACUACUGAUUGGUUUUUUCUUCUUUUAUUGUUUUGUUGUUUUCCCCUCCUUUUCAGCAGAAACUGUAGUCUAGCAUUCUUUUGCACAGAAAAUCUUUUGAAUUGCUUUUCUUAAGUAGAUUUAUUUAUCACUCAGCAGCUUAGUUGAUAUACUUUGAAUUCAAUUUUGUUUAUUUAUUGUACAUAGUGAUAUUGUUGACAGAUGUUGACAUUUUCUUAUAUAUUAUACCUUUUCCGCCUGA
This is a messenger RNA of Vigna unguiculata (cowpea), 2189 nucleotides long. Its product is annotated as MAC/Perforin domain-containing protein. Gene Ontology annotation, biological process: plant-type hypersensitive response; regulation of salicylic acid mediated signaling pathway. Gene Ontology annotation, cellular component: plasma membrane. NCBI's taxonomy places the organism in Eukaryota, Viridiplantae, Streptophyta, Magnoliopsida, Fabales, Fabaceae. The record is from RefSeq and is a predicted model, not a curated record.